AAGCCAAUACCAGUCAUGUCGUGCACAGACAGAGUGGGUCCAUUUUUCUAAUCAAUAAACCCGUUUGUUAACAUUUCAGCUUGAUCUGGGGGUCAGAAAACGAGGAUUUAGUCGACUAACUCCUCCCUGGGUUUCGCCAUUUUGACGAGCUUGGCAUCAUUUAUCCGCUGAACAAAUGCCAUUUAGGUGUGGGAGGGUCCAAAGCUCAGUGGAUUUUAUAACUUUAACUAUAUUACAUAUACUACCUGACGGCUCUUGGGGCUGGCUACAUAUGCCAAGCAGCAGUACUUGGAGUUGUAGUAGAAGUAGUAGUAGUAGUAAUAUUGUUUUGGAGAAUGUCUAAAGAUGCGGUGUAUGAGAUGGAGGAUCACCCUUCAAUGGAUUCGGGGCCCAUUGUCACAUUCUACCGGCUGCAUUACAGCGUCCAGGAAACUAGGUUCUGUCGAAAGAACGGCCCGGAGAAGCUCAUCCUCAAAGAUGUCAGCGGCAUCAUGAGACCGGGUUUGAACGCGAUCAUGGGCGCAACGGGCAGCGGCAAAACCUCGCUGCUAGACGUGAUCGCAGGCAGGAAAGACCCCCGGGGACUGAAGGAGGGCGAGGUGCGGGUGGAUGGGCGUCCUGUGACCUCUGAACUUAGACUUAGCUCCGCCUAUGUGGUCCAGGACGACAUCGUGAUGGGGACCCUGAGUGUGAAAGAAAACCUCCUCUUCAGCGCUAACCUGCGUCUGGACCCCUCACAGCAUUCCACCAAAGAAAAGAAGAGCCGAGUGGACGCCAUCAUCCAAGACCUGGGCCUCACCGACUGUGCAAACACCAAGAUUGGUACAGAGUUCUUGCGUGGCGUGUCCGGAGGCGAGAGGAAGCGCUGUAGUAUCGGCAUGGAGCUCAUCACCUCUCCCUCCCUGCUCUUCCUGGACGAGCCCACCACCGGACUGGACUCCAACACGGCCAACUCCAUCAUCGGCCUGCUGCACAAACUGUCCCGCAGAGGUAAAACAGUGAUCUUCUCCAUCCACCAGCCUCGCUACUCCAUCUUCAGGCAGUUUGACCACCUGACCCUCAUGCACAAGGGGGAGAUGGUGUACGCCGGAGCAGCCGUCCAAGCCCUGGACUACUUCACAAACCUCGGAUACCAGAUUGACACCUUCAACAACCCGGCCGAUUUCUUCAUGGACAUCACGAACGGAGAGACCAAAUCGACAAUGCCACCUUUUGACUCAGAGGACGCCCACACCUUCCUGGGUGAAAGGUACCGUCAGUCACGGCAGGGCAGAGUUGUGCUGGAGGAGCUGGAGCAAGCCCACAAGAACGAGGUUCUGGGAGGCAAGAGCUCGGACCAGAGCGUAGGCUACGCCACAUCCUUCUUCUAUCAGAUUCGAGUGGUGUGUAAACGCUCCAUCCUGAACCUCCUGAGGAACCCACAGACCUCGUACGCUCAGCUGGCUCUCAACGUCUUCUUCGGGAUUCUGGUGGGACUCAUCUACUACCAGAUGCCCAAAACAAUGCCAGAGGCCAUCCAGAACAGAAGUGGAGCCUUCUUCUUCCUCAUCAUCAACAUGGUGUUUGGUAACCUGUCUGCUGUGGAGCUGUUUAUCAAGGAGAGGGUCAUCUUCAUUCAUGAAAACUCCAGUGGCUACUACCGCACUUCUGUGUACUUCCUGUCCAAGAUCUUUGCAGAUAUCCUCCCAAACCGCGUCGUCCCCAUCGUCGUGUUCGCAAGCAUUGCCUAUUACAUGAUGGGUCUGAGGCCUGAGUUUCUGGCGUUCGUGUGCUUCGCUCUGAACAUGGUUCUGGUCAGCCUGGCAGGAGUGGGUCUGGCCUUCCUUGUCUCGGCCAGCGUGUCCACCUUCGCCAUGGCCAACAUCCUGAUCGCCCUGCCCUUCGUCUUUAUGAUGGUCUUCGGCGGUUUCCUGGUCAAUCUUAACUCCAUGCUGAGCUGGCUUUCCUGGAUCAAGUGGCUCAGUAUCUUCAGUUAUGGACUCAAUGCUGCCUACAUUAUUGAGUACAAAGGACAGAUCUUCUUGGACAACACGACUGAGAUCAGAGGAGAGGUGCUCCUCGAUAUGCAAGGCCUGGACUACUCAGCGUGGGGCUACUGGCAGAACGAGGUGGCUCUGAUGGGGAUGAUUCUGGUCUGCAUGUUCUUCGCCUACAUCCAACUGCUACGGAUCAACCGCUGGAAAUGA
Messenger RNA from Boleophthalmus pectinirostris (great blue-spotted mudskipper), 2186 nucleotides. It is a transcript of the gene abcg2b, whose product is annotated as ATP-binding cassette, sub-family G (WHITE), member 2b. The record is from RefSeq and is a predicted model, not a curated record. Gene Ontology annotation, molecular function: ATP binding; ABC-type transporter activity; ATP hydrolysis activity. The coding region runs from base 336 to 2186 and encodes 616 amino acids. Gene Ontology annotation, cellular component: plasma membrane. The transcript has 16 exons. NCBI's taxonomy places the organism in Eukaryota, Metazoa, Chordata, Actinopteri, Gobiiformes, Gobiidae.